This is a messenger RNA of Durusdinium trenchii, 5924 nucleotides long. The record is from the annotation of a GenBank genome assembly. NCBI's taxonomy places the organism in Eukaryota, Dinophyceae, Suessiales, Symbiodiniaceae.
AGGUCGUUGACCUGGCCAAGCGCACACCCGCCGGCCAUUGAACCUGCAAAGGUGGUGGUCGUGACAGUAGAAGACGCCAAAGGAAUGUUCUGGUGGGCACCGCCCUUGACGCAAGAUGUGCGUUGCCAAUCACGUAUCUUAGGCGCCCACUUGAGCGCCGACUUUGCGAGCAAGCCCUUGAAGCAGCUUGCUGCCAAGUUCAUUCAGCAGGAGCCUGGGAAAGCUGGCCUAGGGCCGGGAGGGCUGGCGGUGUGCAAAGCCUUGCGCUCAUUGCAGAGUACCAAGGCUGCAGGACAAGCCACCUUGGACCGUCUUUUGCAAGAGUUGGAGCAGGCAUCACGUGAGCCUCCACCAACAUCCACAUUGCGCUCCAUCUCGCAGGCAUCGUCAUUGGCCAAAGAGCUGGAGAAACAACGACAAGAGGAUGUGCAGCAGAUGCAAAUGUCCAUCACUGCCUUGGAGGAUUUGGUCAAUCAGGGCGGCGCGGCAGCUUGGCUAUGUCGGGCCAGUGGCAUUACACCCCGGAUAGGCCUGUGCACCUUGGUGACUGCAUUGAUGGCUGAAGAGCAGUCACCAUCUUUCCUAGCGCUACGCGAAGUUCUUCCGCCGUCGUUGGAUGAGAAGUCACUCGCCAGGCUGUGGGAGCUGGUCGCGAGUGCUUUGCUUUACACGGUGCGUGUGGGUCAGGUUGCCAGAGCGCAGCAAUCCUUGGAGGAGCUCUUUCAGGAGCGCCAAGGAACAGGAGGGGAGAUGGCCGUCUCCUUGCAAGCGCGCGCAGUUGCGUUGCAGCUAGGCGAAGAGCGACAUCUCAUUUGGCAGUCAGGUAAAGCAAAUCUAUACGAUCCGCGACUCCUGGUGUUCGAGUUCCUUUGCAACAUCAUGCUUCGCAAGUCUCAGGUCGAUUUGAUCAAGGCUUUCAUAGCAACUGCCCAGGCUGGGCAGUCCGUGUGCCAGCAGAUGCUCAUGGGUGAAGGGAAGACUACUGUCAUUGCUCCGGUGCUUGUGCUCCUUCUGGCUGAUACUACCAGGUUGGUGUGCGCCUGCAUGCCAGCUGCGUUACUUGAUAUGUCUCGUGCAGUGCUCGCGGAGCGUUUCUCUUCGCCAGUUCUUCCCAGGCCAGUGCUCACGCUGGAGUUCCAUCGGCAGGUUCAAGCCACACAGGCAUUGCUUUGCAAGUUGGAGGCCGCGCAGCGUGGCAAGGCAGCAGUGAUUGCAGCUCCAAAUUCUGUCAAGAGCAUCCUGCUCAGAAGAAUUGAACUGCUCUUGGAGAUCCAUCAACUUCAGAAGCUCCGGCGGAGCACCUCCGCUGAGUCGCAGAAGGGCUCGUGGCUACGUUUCCCAUCCUGGCUGUCCAAUGCAUCUGAUGAAGAACCAGGAUCCAAUCGAAGUGGGCCAGCUCCACAAUCACCACGGAAGGAGGAAGGCAAAGUCGAAGAAGUCCGUAUUUGUGGUGCGAUUCUCAGUCUUUUUCACGGAGGUGUAAUGUUGCUCGACGAGGUGGAUUUGCUUCUUGAUCCCUUGAGGAGUGAGCUCAACUGGCCGCUUGGCCGAAGGUACCCCCUGGACAUGACAGGACCAGGGCGCAAUUUGACACACAGGUUUGGCUUCCGCUAUACGCUGCCCUUUGACUUGCUGGACGCAGUCUUUGCAGCGGCGACUGGAUGUGCGGAGACUGCGCCAUCCAAUCGCCGCGAAGCGCAGUCAGCCUUGGGGGCACUAGCAGAGAAGAUCAAGCAAGGACGGAAGACUCUAAAGGUGCAGGUCACUCCACAUUUCGUUCUUCUCUCGAGGGACUUUUAUGUGAAGGAGAUGCUGCCGCACUUGUGUGAUUGGGCAGCCCUUUUUGUUGAUGAGCAUUUGGAGGGGGCACUUUUGCCCAGUGAUCUCCGAUCUUUGCUGCGGCAGGGGAGUGGUGAUGCGCGGACACAGCAGCUCCUGUGCAAUGCAAGUGCGCAUGCCAUUAGAGCGCUGAAUCUGACCCUGACGUGGCUUCAUCACUUGAUGCCGUACAUCCUUAGCAAGGUGCACAGGGUAUCCUAUGGCCUUUUGACCGGACGCACCCUAGAGCUUCACCGUGGAGCUUUCAUGCGGCAGUCGCGAAAGCUCUUGGCUGUUCCUUUCAUUGGCAAGGAUGCACCCAGCACAUCCUCGGAGUUUUCGCAUCCGGACGUAGCCAUUGGCUUCACCAUCCUCUCAUACCGUUUACAUGGCCUUCGUGAGCGAGACGUCCUUACCUUGCUCAACGUGCUGCUUGACGAGAUGAGAGCAGAGAGCACCCUUUCCUUUCAUCGCCGAGCUGCAUGUCAGGCCUAUGUGGCCAUGGUUGUUCGUGCUGGAAGCAGGGUGCGCGGAUUCACUGAGGAUGGAAGAUGGGUAGGUGAUGCAAAGGAAGAUCUAAAGAAGUCCAGAUCGCGAAGACAGACGUCGGUUGGGCGAUGGGAAGGCAGCAGCGAAGUUGCAGACAGGAGGCGGAGUCUUUGGCCAUUAGAACUGCUUGACAUCUCUGACCCCGAGCAAAUCCAAGUGGUCUUUGAUAUCUUGCGUUUUUCGCCUUUGGCCAUCCGCCAUUUGUUGGAAAAGCAUGUUUUUGUGUCUGGAACACUGGACCGGAACGAGAUGCAACUCAGUGCAUCUGGGCAGGAGCUUGCAGGGCCCCAGCUAUUUGGUCGAUGCCUGGGUUUCAGCGGCACGCCCAACGAUCUCUUGCCGAAAUCCAUGGGUCGAUGCAUCUAUGCUGCCGGCGAUGACGGGAAGGUGCUGCAGGCGCUUAGCAGCACAGACACUGUCACUGCCGUGGAGUUGGGCCAGUGGAGUCCAUGCAGUAUUUUGGAUUUGGUAGCCACUGCACGUUCUUCAAGCAGGCCCAAGUACCAUGCACUGAUUGACUCUGGAGCUCUUGUCACAGGCUUGAGCAACAGUGAGGUUGCGGAGUACUUGCUGAGCCAUGGACUGGAAGGUUUGGAUGGCGUGCUCUUUCUGAAUGAGCGAAAUGAACGUGUUGUCCUAGAACGUGACAGCAUGAAAAUUGUCGAGCUCGCUCAAUGUGGCUUGAGCCCUGCUCAGCGCUUCACAUUCUAUGACCAUGUGCAUACCACAGGCAUGGAUGUCAAACAACCUUUGCUUUGCACUGCUGCGCUUACAUUGAGCAAGGACAUGACAUUGCGGGAUUAUGCGCAGGGUGCCUACCGCAUGCGGGCAAUAGGACACGGACAGCGCGUCGAAGUUCUCAUGACGCCUGAGGUUAGGUCGUUGAUGAACAAGUCAUUGAGCACAGUGGAGAAGUUGCAAGAAGAGGCCCGAGCUUCCGCCUUGGCUGCCUUGAAACGGAAGCCUGAGGCCUGGGCGCAGGCAGUAUUGGUGGAUCUCCUUGCUUGGCUGGUGCUGAAUGGCAUUCGAGCCGAGGCCAGAAAGAGGCAUUUGCUACAUCAGCAAGACUUGCAAAACCUUUGGCGAGCUGCAGCAUGCCGAGUUUUGGAAUCGCCCCGUGCGGAGCAGCUCUUGGCAGAGGGCCGCUUGAAGAUCGCCCUGUUCGAGCUUUUGGGAUCUUUGGACUUCUGCGUGUCGGAGAAGAGACCUGGAGAAGGUGGCGAUAGUGUUGAGGCACGUUGGCGUCGGGCAGUUUCACGCCACGUUGGCAAAGGCACAAUCGGGCACAGUGUUUGGACCAACGAAGCUGCCAGGGACGAGGCUCGGGCAGAGGCAGAGCGCAUACUUCGCCAGCUUGAAGGAUCACACGACGAUGACGAGUUCAACUUCUCAAAGGAGCAGGUCCAGGAGCAAGAGCAAGAGCAUGAAGAGGAAGUGGAGCAGGACCACGAGCAAGAGGUGCAGUUGGAAGAGGACCUGGAGCGGGUGCCCGAAGCACCAGCUGAGCAGCGCUAUGCACGAGAUGCUGAGGAGGCUGUGCCAUGGCCAUUGCGAGGCUUAGCACCAAGGAGCCGAGAGAUGCUUCCCUUUUACCCAAUGGCAGACUUUGCGGUGAACAAGGGAAUCUUCAACGAGUCCAGUCCAGUGUUGUCCGGGCUUCCACCGUUUGUGAUGUUGAGUGACAAUUACUAUCGACGACAGUGGCGACUGAGCUCUGUGAGAAGGCUGCGCAAUGUGAUUUGCUUCUUGGAAUGGGUCCCAUCAAUCAAGCACCUCAAGCGCUUUGCCGUCUUCGAUGCCACUGAAGAGCAACGAUUUCGACUCCGCGAAGCGUUGAACCUUUGUGCUGGUGGACGUGACGACUGCUCCCUCGGAUUUGGUCGGGAUGAGGUGCGAGCACUCUGUGGCGUGUUGGAUUUGGCUGAUGAAGGUGAAGCCCUGACGGCAAAAAUGUCGCCCAGCAGCCGAGUAACACUCCAAGAUUUGGAGAAGGAGCUGCUCACUCACAGCAUAUACAAGAUGCAGCAGGGCCGCUACUUCGUUGCACUGAGCUUGGAAGAGGCGGAGCAUCUACGUGGCACACUGCAUUUGCUCCGGAGCUCAAGCCCUGCCACACUCCCCGUUGAGUGCGGCCUCGCAUUGAGGUGCAUCACUUGCAAAGAAUCUGGCAGAGAUGAUUCCUUGCUUGAUUCCCAUGGGCCUGUGCUGGACAGUGUUGAGCUAGGACACCAGCUUGAGGCUGCUGAACAAGUCUUCCGUUUUCUCAACAGCGCAGAGGACUUCCAGGCUCGCGAGGUCAGCGUUUUGCUACGCACGCUUCAGCUCACCAGGGUGGAGAACCGGCUGCCUUGGUGGCUGGAUGUCCGAGCCUGCCGACGUCGAAGUCACCGGCCGUGGCAGCGAUGCCCUCUUGCCAAAGUCUUCCAGACGGUGGACGAGCUGGACGACUGGGCCACGAAGGCCCUGCUUUUGCGCUUGCGAUGGGCUUUGGCAGCCCAUCAACUUUGGCCAGCAGAUGCCUUUCGCCUGAUGGAUGUGGGGGGCAACGGAUGUUUGCAGAAGAAGGACUUGGCCACUGGACUUGAGCGACUUGGAGUCAAUCAGGGGCUGUCGCAAGAACGCUGGAGGCGACAAGUGGAAAACCUGUUUAGGUGGAUGGCGCAGGAUGGCCGAGAGGUGGUCUUCAUGGACGAAUUCCGAACAGCCAUGGAGUUUCAGGCGAACUGGGAGGUAGCUCCUUCCGCCUCUUCUCCGUCUGUGUCUCCGGCCCGUGUGGAGUGCAGUCCCAAGAAGGCUCCAGAUGCAAAAAGUUCCGCAAACACAUCUCCUUUGAGAUCAGGUACGGAAGCUCCAUGUGCUGCGCCAGAGGUGCAGGCUCCGAGCCCGCUGUCUCCAAGUCCACCUUCUCCAACCCUGGAGAGUUUUUUGGCAGAGUCACCCAUUCGAGUUUCUCACUACCUGACUGCGGAUAUGUGCCAGAAACAGUCUGCUGGGCGAUUCAAAGUGAAGUGGCAGAAGCACAGCUCGUUUCGGCCCUUGUGGUCAGAUGGGCUCUUGAGCAUUUGGGUGGCACAUGAGCUCAUUCCGCGUGGAAACUUCAUGGGCUUGAAGCGAGGCUCCAACGCCGUGAAGGAGAGAGUCGUUUUUGGGCAUUGUGUGUCCACCGCAAAGCCUUCCGUGCAACUGCUCGAGGUGACUGAUGAGGAGCACAGUGGAUUUUUUGCGAAGCAUCCUCGAGAUGAGCUCAGUCGAAUCCUGGGAACAUUCUUUCCACAUCCAAUACGAUUUCGGCAGAUUUGGCACAGGAAAGAUGGGAAGGACGCCUCCAAAUCUUUGUAUAUUUGGGCACCGGUCCCACCAUCCUCGGACUAUGUUUGCGCUGGGAUGAUGUGCACAACUGUUGAUGAGGCCCCGUCCCUUGAAGAACUCCGCUGCAUGCCCAGGCCCUGAGGUGGUACGGAGGUGUCCUUAGAUGUCCUGCACGAAUUGCAAGUUCGCUAGUAGUAACAAGUGCCAUGCUAGUAGUAACAGGUGCCACGCUACUAGUAACAAGAAGC